AUGAAUUUUAUGUUUUCGUUUUCCUAUCCAGAUUGUUCUAGUUAUUACUUUAAAAAAUACCAAGAUUUACCAACCAGAGGAGCUCACGCCGUGGAACAUUUCACCAUUGAUGGAAGUCUUUUUCUAGCGUUCGCCAACUUUAAAAGUGACACCGCCGAAAAAUACAACACAGAUUCUUUUAUCUACAAGUUCAACGAUUUGACUGGAAAAUUCUUUCUUUACCAGACCAUAGGCACACAUGGAGGGCAUGACGUGGAAUAUUUUUCAAUUUCUGGCAAACAUUAUCUUGCUGUUGCUAAUGCUUAUAAUGGAACUACGAGCAGAAUGAACUCAGUUAUUUAUCUUUGGAAUGGAACAUCAUUUUUUGCUUUUCAAAACAUUGCAACGAAUGGUGGAGUCAGCUUUAAUUUUUUUACAAUAGCGAAAGAACCUUUUCUUACCGUAUCCAAACUCUAUGGUGAUGUUACGCAAAGCGGCAACUCAACGAUCUACAAGUGGAAAAACAACAUGUUUGAAAAGUUUCAGGAGAUAGCGACAGAGGGAUGUCGUGCAAGUGCUGCGUUUGUAAUUAACAAUGAAAGCUACAUUGCCCUUGCAAACGCAGUCAGGUCGGCAUCGUCAGUAGUUUAUAAAAGGGCAGGGAUGCACUUCGUCAAACUGCAAAACCUUCAAAAGCAUAGAGCAAUGGAUAUAAAGUCCUUUUUCAUUAUUGAUGAUGUGUUUCUCGCCAUUGCCUCUCAGCCAGAGUCAUACAUUAACAAGUGGAAUGGAAGUCAGUUUGUCCAGUUUAAGACUAUCCUUACUUCUGGGGCCAGGGCCCUGCAUCCCUUUGUCAUGUGCGGUCAAACUUUUCUGGGUUUGGCUGAUCAAUACAGAACAAAGACAGUGUUGUAUCAGUUCUCCGCUCUUGGCCAGUUCACAAAAUAUCAAGAGCUUUUAACCUUUGGAGCCAUUGAUAUGACGUCAUUUGAAUACAAGGGUCAUACUUAUCUGGCUAUUGCUAAUUAUGGAAAUAACCAAAGGAACAUUGAAAGUACGGUGUACAAGGGGAUCUAA
This is a messenger RNA of Porites evermanni, 1056 nucleotides long. The record is from the annotation of a GenBank genome assembly. Lineage: Eukaryota; Metazoa; Cnidaria; Anthozoa; Scleractinia; Poritidae.